GUCAAACUCAUCAAAUGGAUCUUUUUUUCGAAUUUUGAUUUACUUUGCGACAAUCACAAUUCUUCCACGAAGAACAAAUCCUCAACUCUAACAUAAUAAAUUUGUCCUUAAAUCACCUAACUUCACAAAUAAGAAGAUAUGGGGGGCAAAUCCGAAAACAAGGCCGGCUACUUCGAUAAGCUCAAGGGCUUACUCGAGGAGUACAAGUCCAUCUUCAUCGUCACCGUCGACAAUGUCAGCUCUCAACAGAUGCACGAGAUCCGUGGAUCUCUCCGUGGUGAGGGUGUUGUCUUGAUGGGAAAGAACACCAUGGUCCGCCGUGCUGUCAAGGGCUUCGUCAACGACAACCCAGAAUACGAGCGUCUCCUUCCUUUCGUCAAGGGUAACGUCGGUUUCGUUUUCACCAACCAAGACCUCAAGACCAUCCGUGACAAGAUUCUCGACAACAAGGUUGCUGCUCCAGCCAGAGCUGGUGCCGUUGCCCCAGCUGAUGUCUACGUCCCAGCCGGUAACACCGGUAUGGAACCAGGAAAGACCUCUUUCUUCCAAGCUCUCGGUGUCCCAACCAAGAUUGCCCGUGGUACCAUUGAAAUUACCGCAGACUUGAAGCUCGUUGAGGCUGGUUCCAAGGUCGGAGCUUCCGAGGCUACCCUUCUUAACAUGUUGAACAUCUCUCCGUUCACAUACGGUAUGGGUAUCUCCCAAGUUUACGAUGCUGGUAACACUUUCCCACCAAGUGUUCUCGACAUCGAAGAGGCCCAACUUCUCAAGGCUUUCAGCAGUGCCAUCACCACCAUCGCUGCUAUCUCCUUGGCUGCCAACUUCCCAACCCUUCCAUCUGUUAUGCACUCUGUUGUCAACAGCUACAAGAAGGUUUUGGCCGUUGCCAUCUCAACCGACUACAGCUGGUCUGAGAUUGAUGAGUUGAAGGACCGAAUUGCCAACCCAGAGGCCUACGCCAGUGCCGGACCUGCCGUUACUGAGGCUGCCCCAGCUGCCGUUGCUGAGGAGGCCAAGAAGGAGGAGUCCGAGGCUGAGGAGUCCGCUGAUGAGGGAUUCGGAGGAAUGUUCGACUAAAUUCGCCAAUGAUAUAUCUGAAAUGAAUUCUGUGUAUGUCUGAAAGGAUAUAUAAGAAAACAUCAAGAUUAUCUAGUUGUCAUCCAAGUAUCUUGACUCUGGAAAAAUGAAAAAAUUUAACA
This is a messenger RNA of Botrytis cinerea B05.10, 1199 nucleotides long. RefSeq names its product Bcrpp0 (gene Bcrpp0). Gene Ontology annotation, molecular function: large ribosomal subunit rRNA binding; structural constituent of ribosome. Gene Ontology annotation, biological process: ribosome biogenesis; ribosomal large subunit assembly; cytoplasmic translation. The coding region runs from base 139 to 1077 and encodes 312 amino acids. The transcript has 2 exons. Gene Ontology annotation, cellular component: cytosolic large ribosomal subunit. The record is from RefSeq and is a predicted model, not a curated record. NCBI's taxonomy places the organism in Eukaryota, Fungi, Ascomycota, Leotiomycetes, Helotiales, Sclerotiniaceae.